Molecule: messenger RNA, 1383 nt
Organism: Dermatophagoides farinae (American house dust mite)
Lineage: Eukaryota; Metazoa; Arthropoda; Arachnida; Sarcoptiformes; Pyroglyphidae
Source: RefSeq, a predicted model, not a curated record
UAACAAAAUAUGCAAACGAAAGAAACAGAAAAAAAAUUUUGAAAAGAAACACUCAUUAGAAUGGGGAGUUUUUUCAUUUUAUUUUCGUUCGAAUUGUCGAAAAUAUAUAGAUUAAUUUUUCUCCGAUAAAACAUUGAAACCUAUUAUUCAAUAAUAAUGGAUAUUACGGUGAUAAUUUUCAUAUUCUGGACAUCAUCAUUAUUUGUUUUAACCUGUUCGUAUGAUGAACAAUGGCCAAUAAUUACGACAAUCGAUAUGAUCGAUAUUCAUGAUGGUCAAGAAUCGAUAACAAUGAAUCAGAAUGUAAUAACAUCAACAUUAAUAACAUCGACAAUUCAAUCAGAUGAACAAUCCGAAUCAAUGACAACAAUGACUAAUAUGAACAAAAUUGACGAACAAAUUGUUGAUAAUUUUCGACCAACUGUUGACGAUGAUGGCCAACAAAAAUUAAAUAAUGACAAAAUUAAUCGUCUAAAUACAAACGGUCAAAUAGAUAAUUGUUGCCUGAAUAAUCAAACAAUUACAGAAAUUGAGAAAAUAGUCGAAACAAUCGUAAAAAAUAUGAAAUCAUCAAUCAUUUUGGCCAUAUACGAGAAUAUAACCGAGACAUUGAAUGUGAACCAAAUAAUCUCAACAACUGUUGAUUCAAUCAUUAAUUCAACCAGCAAGCCAAAUGUUGAUGAAAUAACCAUUGUUCCAUAUAAUGGAGAAAAUAUUACUGAAACAACAAUGAAAUCAAUGAAUCGUACACGUGUCAAUUUGACUAAUAAUAAUAACAAUAACAACAACAUUAUUAAUACUGCUGGACAAUGGUUUACAAUUUGGAUAUGGUUAUUAUUGUUACAGAUUGAAAUAAUAUUAUUAAUCGCUAUAAUUGCUAUAUGUAUUUUAAUGAGAAAAAACAGCUAUAACAAUAAUGAUGAUGAUGAUGAUGGUGAUGGUAUUAAAUCCAUAUCUAAAUAUGAUUUAGCUUUCGAUAAUAAUGGCAUGAUUAUUGAUCAAUCAUCAUCAAAUAUUUCAUCAUCGAUCAAUGAAAAUUGUUUGUUUCAAAUGUCAUCACAAUCAACACAACCACCACCACCACCAACAUUGGAAAUUCAACGUCAAAUGAUAUUUAAGAGUGAAAAAUUUCAAAGAAAAUUAUCCGAACCAUUAUCAAUAGAAAAAACUAAUCCAUCAACUAGUGGCGGUAGUGGACAAUAUUGGCUUUGGGCUCGUCCUAGCACACCAAUCAUGAAAAAUGUCAAUAAGAUUGUUAUGAAUGAAUGUCGUCUUUAAUUUUUUAUUUUUUAUUUUUUUUUUUGGAUUACAAAAAUCAAUUCAAAUCAUCUAGCAAUCAAAUUGAAUAAAGUGGCCAAAUAUCGUAACCAAACGAUACGAUCA